This is a messenger RNA of Venturia canescens, 2848 nucleotides long. Its product is annotated as probable U3 small nucleolar RNA-associated protein 11. Gene Ontology annotation, cellular component: small-subunit processome; nucleolus. The coding region runs from base 154 to 915 and encodes 253 amino acids. The record is from RefSeq and is a predicted model, not a curated record. NCBI's taxonomy places the organism in Eukaryota, Metazoa, Arthropoda, Insecta, Hymenoptera, Ichneumonidae. The transcript is spliced from 3 exons. Gene Ontology annotation, biological process: rRNA processing.
GCAAUUCAAUGGGCUGAAUCGAGGUUAUGUUGCCCUUCCGCGCAAUCUUGUUCACGAGCACAUGAAAUCGUGAAAUCACAGGUUACAGGUUUUCGGAUAGUUGACUUGUCAAAUAUUUUUCACAUUUAUAAGCCGAACUAGCUAAAUUAGAAAAUGUCUUCAUGGAAAAAGGCAGCGAAAACGGGUCAGAAGACUCACCGGGAGCGUCACCAGCCAGAGUCAAGAAAGCAUCUGGGUUUGUUGGAGAAAAAGAAAGAUUACGUGCUGAGAGCAAAAGACUACAAUGACAAGCAAGCGACUCUGAAGCUCCUGAGGCGCAGGGCAUUGAACAAAAACCCUGACGAGUUUCAUUUUCACAUGAUAAACUCGAAAGUGGAAAAUGGGAUUCACAGAGAGAAAGAGAAGGAAGAGGAACACACGGAGAGUCAAUUGAAACUGAUGGAAACUCAAGAUCUCAAGUACGUUGCUUACAAGAGAAACUUGGAAGCAAAAAAGGUUGAAAAAAUGCAAAGUCGACUCCACAUGAUCGACGCUGUCAACGAUAUCCCCAACAAACACUUGUUCUUUGUCGACAAUGCGAAAGAAGCCAAAAAUUUCGAUCUUGCUACAAAACUCGACACUCAUCCGGCUCUCUUAGGACGAAGGACGAACAGACCACGAUUGAGCAAGUUGAAAGAAAUGAGAUUACCCGAAAUCGACGAUCGCACUCUUGCCACAUUAGAGCAACAAAAACACAUGGCUUACAAAGAAUUGGACAAGAGGAUCGAACGCGAACGUGAGCUGACGAUUGUUCAACAAAAACUGGAAAUUCGACGAGCUCUCAAGGAAAAGGUCGCGACGAAACCCAAAAAAAUACGUGAUGGUAGCAAUCACAACGCACCUCUGUAUAAAUGGAAAUUCCAGAGGAAGCGAUAAUGUUCUGCUCCUAAUCUUAAUAAAAAUUCAAAAAUCGGUGGAAUUCUGUUUGGGAAAUGUUCGGUUCUGUUAUGAAAAUCGUACCUUCCGGUUUGAUCGGGGACUGUCGGAACUUCGUCGAACGGCUCGUCAGCAACGGCCAGGUUUUUCGGUGGUAAAUUUCCAGCUUCGAGUGGAAGUUUAAGACCAUUUGGAACGGAGUCGUUGACAGUUUGAAUAGGAGAUUUGAGCUUUUCGGUCAUCGGUCCUGCAUGGCCCUUCGUAUUGACGAUGCUGCUCUUACGCAAUUUCAAUCUCGUUCCUCGACGCUUUCGGGCCCCAACAAUCGCUGUUAGCGAUUCCAGCUUCUCGGAGAUUUCGGCUUCCGGUUCUUCUGUUGAUGGAACUGGCUCGACGCCCAUUAAACUAUUCGGUGGCAUUUCUGGUCGCAUGUCCGGUGGCAUGCCUGGUGGAACAUCCGGCAUCUCCGAAGGAACAUCGGGCUUCAUAGGCCCCUGCGUCGGUGUUGUUCCUUCGGUCAUAGGCAUUUCGUCGCCCAUUGGACUGGUCAUUCUCGACAUCAUCAUAGACGUGCUGCCCGUCGCGGCCGGAAGUUCCGUCGAGAUGCUGACGCACGUGUAAUCGAUUUGCCAUUCCUGAAUUUUCGUAACGAUCUGAUGCCUAACGCACGCCGUAAGUGAUCGUGGAAAUUGAUUGAGCUCCGUUACGUUCACGCAUAUCGCUGAAAAAAGACUCCCCGGUAUCGCCGAACACAUUUUGAAGGGACGGUAAUCUACGGAAUCAAGAAAACCAUUUUAGUCGAACCUCCUUUCGCCCGUUCAUUUUAGACCGAUUUUAACUAUUUUCGAAGCUGCUAAUGGUCUCGAAAUUCAAUGAAAAAUUUGGCUUUGAAGAUCGACGUUCCAAGCUCUGAACAUCAAUUUUAAAUACUAAUAAGUUUCUACCAAUCUUUCUGAAUUAUCUCAAUCUCACGGUGUAUUUCAACCACCAUUAACUGUUAAUGAAACUAUAGUUUAUUACUUGUUGUUGUCAUAGUCUUUAUACUGUCUGUGUCCAGGGAAAUGUCGACAUUUAAUCCAUUUCUUUGGUACACGAAAUUGGAGCAAACUAAAAAAUAGAAAAAAAGAGUAUCAACAGCUAAUUAAGAGUGGAAUAACGUCGUUGAAAUUAGUAUUCGAAGCCAACGUACGUUCUCUCCUUCGUUUGGUGUAAAGCAGAGUUACGGUUACGCAGCACGAGCACGAAAAUGUUGUCGAGCAUUUGCAUGGCCUUUCUGUUAUGACGUACUUUCGAUAGAACAGAAAUCCUUUGUUUUUCGUUACUCCUGUUUGUUUAAAAGUAACGAAAAAUAAUGAAAAUUGUAUUUUUGAAGAGGAAAUCCGGAUUCGUAUGGAAAAUUUGGAACAAAAAACGGCCCUUGGAAACGUGACGAAACUUUUUUUUGCACUAAAAUUAGCUGUCUUCAGUAAGCUUCACGAAACCGAAUCGAUGGACGCGAAAUUCCAAGAAAAAUUUUAUCAGCCAAGUGGCAGAACUUACUCAACUCUCUGUCGUUAGUAUCGGCCCGAAAAGUCGAUAAAAACGUCACGAAAAGGACUGAACACCACGAAACAACACGCAUCUUUAGAGCGACGAUUCUCGCACGAAUAUUCACAGCGCUCGUGGCAAGUGAACGAUCCAAUCGUUAUGGGAAGUGAAACGACAAUAAUUUGCUUUAAAAACCUCAUGCUAGGCGAGAGAGGGCCUGACAUGGAUGGCCUAACGCGACUUAUUGUUUUUCAACUAUUGGCAACUAAAAUACAGGAACUAUGCUCAUAUCUGCCACGGUUCGACGACCAUUCGGCACAGGAAGUCAUCAACAGAUUUAUCAAAUAUAUUAUUUCAGCAAAAUACGUAGCACACGAAUAAAGAAAUUUUGUGUACUCCAUCGCAA